Molecule: messenger RNA, 786 nt
Organism: Rhinolophus ferrumequinum (greater horseshoe bat)
Lineage: Eukaryota; Metazoa; Chordata; Mammalia; Chiroptera; Rhinolophidae
Product: claudin-34-like
Exons: 2
Coding region: 139-786 (215 amino acids)
Biological process (GO): bicellular tight junction assembly; cell adhesion
Cellular component (GO): plasma membrane; bicellular tight junction
Molecular function (GO): structural molecule activity
Source: RefSeq, a predicted model, not a curated record
ACAGACUUCUUGUGGAUGAGCAGGAGCUAUCGGGACCUCCUCUUCUUCUGAAGCCGCUGGUUGUUGAGAAGCAAAGCGGGAGCGCCCUUGUGAGUCUGCUCGUCAAUAACCUUCAGUUCCCCUCUGUAUGUGACCACCAUGAGCUCACGCACCACCAGCAUCAAUUGCCCAUUAGCGGGUUUCGCCAUCGCCACCGCAGGAUGGAUCCUGUGUGUCACGUGCAUGGGUCUCGUUGAGUGGCGAGUGUGGCACAUGAACAGCACCUCCUUCUGGGAGCCAAGCCCCAUCUCUGUGGGAAUGUGGAAAGUCUGUGUUUACCGCCAUGUCAGCUACUUUGACAGGGCCAGAUUGUGCUACCCUUACACCUAUGGUGAUACCUUCCUCCCUCUCAAUAUUCAUGUGGGUCAACACCUCCUGCUGGCUGCCAGCAUCCUGGGGUUGCUGGGGAAGGUCUGCAUUGUCUUUGCACUCAGGAAACUCUCCAUUGUAAUUCUUGGGAGGAAGGUCAUCUGCAAUCCAUUUGCUGUUGCAGGAAUUCUGAAUAUGGCUGCCGGUAUGUGCAUUUUGAUUACUGUCAUCUGGAAUCACAAGUCCGUGAUGAAUGGAGAGGGUAUAUCCUUCCCGCUAUCUUUCCAUAUACCCCUCAAACCAGAUUGGCAGGAAAUCGGCAAUACCAUGCUCGUGGCGUAUCUGGCUGCCUUCCUGAUGCUGUUAAGUGUGCUGUUUCACCUCCGUUUCCAAUGCCCAAUGCCCAACCAAGUGCAGCCUGAAGCUUCAGAAACGUAA